AUGGGUCGUGCUUCAGAACCCCAAAAGACCCGGAAGGCGCUUAGCCUCACCAUCGAAGAGUUUAGUACAUUCAAGCAAAUCUGUCGAGUUGUUCAGGAGGCUUGGAUCGAAGAACACCCACAGUCGAAAUGGGCCGAUCUCAAUCUGACCUGGGGACUGAUCCCCGAGCAAGACAUUCAAGAAAUGGUACGGCUGGUGUGGAUCCAAUGUGUCCAGAUGAACAUUUUACGUUCUGGGAACAACUCAUACACGAUCAGAAGCAGUAUUCGGGACCGAUUGCAGGUGGUCCGCAAGAGUUGGUAUAGCUACCAAAAACGCAAGGCCGAGAGGCAGAGACUCAGCACGCCCGCGAACGACAGGUCUCUGUCAGUUCUUCCACCAAUCGAAAACGGCAGACCUGAUUCACAAGUCUUGCCAGGCUCGGGGAGCCCGCAGAUGGGACAAAAUCUCGGUGCCUCUGGAGCGGGAGCACCCCAUCCGCCCACGGGAAAUGAAUCUGCCCGGGCGUAG
Molecule: messenger RNA, 510 nt
Organism: Fonsecaea pedrosoi CBS 271.37
Lineage: Eukaryota; Fungi; Ascomycota; Eurotiomycetes; Chaetothyriales; Herpotrichiellaceae
Exons: 2
Coding region: 1-510 (169 amino acids)
Source: RefSeq, a predicted model, not a curated record